Messenger RNA from Porites lobata, 11047 nucleotides. The record is from the annotation of a GenBank genome assembly. Lineage: Eukaryota; Metazoa; Cnidaria; Anthozoa; Scleractinia; Poritidae.
AUGUGGCUUGGAUCUCUACGAUCGCACAGCUACUUGUUUAGAGAGAUUGUACCUAAAUCAUUGAUCAAUACCAGGUGAGAAGAGCUCGCACACAUUUUUACAUUUUUAAAAAAUAGAAGCAAACCCUCUCAUGUAGUGCUUAUGUUACAGGUAAAAAUCAAAUUCAGAUCAAAGUUUUUUAACCUAGGCUUACUAGGUUGAUUCUCAAUUUGCUUUGUCUCCUAUCCCUCUUUCAUGAAUAAUUAGGGCUAGGAGUCAAGGAAAAUUUUGAACCUAGGAUCAAAAAUUUUGACCUGAAUUUAAUUUGAACCUGUUAACAUUUCAAAAACCUGUACUUCAGUCGUUUAUUUUAAGGUCAUUCAGUAAAUUGUGAAGUUUAAACAGAACAUAAUUUUUUUAUGGUCAUAUCUUUGUGAAAAUAAAAAUGAUAUGAACUGGCCUCUCCAAGAUUAAAGAAACACGUACAAUUUCUAUUCCAUCUCUUUGGAGGGAGAUGGGACAGCUGGGACCUAGCUCGAAUCUUACCACUGAAUCAGGGGCGGAUCCAGGAUUUUUCUUAAGAUGGAGUGCACCAUUAUCAUUGUGAUAAUCAUGAUUAUUAUUAUAUUAAUCAUAGCAGUUUAAUAUUAGGAAGGUCAUAAGUACUUUAAAAUGUUAUCAAGUUUUAAGUAUGUCGAAGUGUUUAAUAGUCUUGGUAAAGCCCAAACUGUGAUUUUACGGAAUGGUUUAAAAAACUUAAUGCAGAUAAUUAUUCUUUCACUAAUAUUCAGGAUAUAGGUUUCUUUAGCCUCCAAAAUUUGAGUGAAAAUUUAACCGUGUCUAUAUCAGAUAAAAAUUAACUGUUAUCUACUAUAAUAAACAUUACAUUCAUAUUUGUAUUUUUUUGGACUAAUGAGUUUUUGAAUAUCGAAAAUUUUAAAUCAGGCCAGGAAGACUUUUGUCAUCCUCCAUUCUUCAUGCGAACAAGAAUUCCACCUCCCAGGAAGGGCUCAGUUCGGACUCAUCUGUACCAAAGCAAGCACAAGUAGUUGUUUGUGGAGGUGGAAUUGUUGGUUGUUCAGUAGCAUAUCACCUUGCUAAACUUGGAUGGAAAGAUGUGUUGCUAUUGGAACAAGGAAGGUAAAGCUUUAGAUAUUUAUCUUUAGCUUCAGGCUUAUUUUUUUUUAGAUAAAUAAGUAAGCUUAAGUAAUCUAAAGGUUAUUCCAGUGCACAUUAAGAACUCUAGCAAAUAAGCAAUUCCUAUGUCAAAAUUUGGACAGCAAACUUUUGUUUUCCAUGUAAUGUGACCAGAGUUCAUUAUUAAGUCACUGUCCCAGUUUUCCUCUCUUCAUAAAAUUUUGAAAAGAAUAUCAAAAGUAUUAUGAAGAAUUAAUAAAUAGAGAAUAUUACACGGUGGCGAGAAGAUAUGAAUUUUAUGUUCGAGUGGCAAGAACAAUAUCUCACGACGAGCAGCGCUCACUCGUGAGAUAUUGCUCUUGCCACGAGAACAUAAAAUUCAUAUCUUCGAGCUAACGUGUAAUAUUCUUUUUAUUAUAUAAACAUACUGAUGACAGCGUUUUUGAUGAUUUUUUCCGAAGAUUUCCCACCACCUUCCGAAGAUUUCCGAAGAUUUUUCAAAUUGUCCAGAAGACCAGACGAACGUUCCCGAACAUUUUCCGAGAAUUUCCGAAAAUUUCCAAAGAUUUCCGAAGAUUGCCAAGCACUUUCGAGGAAGACCCGAAGAUGUUUCGAUGAUACACCAACGAAUUUAAGUACAAUUUAAGAGACAAACCUGACGUCAGUGAAAUUAUCGAUAUCUUCACAUGUAAAAAUAUCAUAUCUUUACGUGUGUUCAGAUACCACAUUUCUCGGUGGUACAAAUCCUUGAAAAACAGUUGCAGUUUAUAUAAUAAAUAACUAUAUUGAAUCAUUGAAGGGUUUGUCAACCCGGUUACAGUAGGGUUAAGUCUGCCAGAAUCAGGUAUAAAGCAAGGCUUUCAAGAGAUCUGAGAUUUUUCAACAGCUCUGAUUUUUAAUUUCUUGGGGUAACCUUCUUUUUUCCAGUUUAACCUGUGGAACUACAUGGCAUGCUGCUGGCCUUUUGGGUAAACUACGUUCAUCUGCUGCUGAAACCAAACUGUCAAGUUACUCAGUGGAAUUGUACAGCACGUUAGAAGAGGAGACUGGUGUAGGAACUGGUAAGGAGCUUAGCUACAAUACAGUCACAUGACUGUUGGCUGUGCAUGUCAGACUGAGUUUGUAUCUAACAAAUAGACAACAAUUUUCCAUGGUCUAUUAUUUGUGGAAUUGUACAGCACCUUGGAACUUCUUGAUGUGCUCUUUUGUGUGUUUAGGUUUUCUAAUAAUUAUAUAAGCAUCUUUAUUAAAUGCCCUGUCAUCUAAAUAUUCAUACAAUUUUAAAACCUUGAUGCCAUCUUGGCACUGAGACGUACAGAACGUUGCCAUAGCUGAAAUUUCACGCCAAAAUUAACGAGUAAUUUGUCACCCAUGAUAUUAAUGGGUGUAUUGGAUAAUAAAUGUGACAACUGUUAUAAUGAACAGUUCAUUCAGCUCCACAUGCACAACACAGUGCAACACAACAAAUUUUAUCCUGUCCAAUUGCCAGGUUUCAAACGUUGUGGUGGACUAGUUGUUGCACAGACCAAGGAUCGCCUAACCUUUUUAAAGAGAAGAGCAGCCAUAGGCAGGUAUGUCGAUGAUGACUUCAGUUACCACCAAACCUGCAAAGUAAUAAAUUGGUCUCUCCAGCCCUCUUAUAAAUACAUAUAGGCAAUCUACCCCUUCAAGCCAGAUAGGUUAGACAAACUGUAUCUAGGCUAGACAAACUAGAUUUCUUCUAGGACUGUUCGUUUAAUAUUCCCUUGUACCCGCCUUGAAUAGCCUUCACUAAUUGCAGGCACAAGCUUUGUAAGCUAUACUUAAUUUGAAAAUAUAUAAACUUCUUGUUGUUGUUGUUUGUAUGUUGGUUGUCUGCUUACAGUAAGUUCAUUUAUUUCAGUGUAUUAAAAGAAUAUGUAGCUUUUGUUUUGUGUUGGGUUUGUAUAUUGUUGUUUAAGGUAAACAAACUCCUAUUUAACCAAGAGAUCACAGCACAUGGUUUGCAUUGUAUUUCACAGAGCCCAGAAUAUUGACACUGAGGUGUUAUCAACAGAUGAAAUACAGAAGAUUUUUUCACUUGACAUUAGAACUGACGACCUAGCGGUGAGUGCCAUCUAGUAAUAGUUGGGUAUCCUGUGUCCCAUUUACUCCCUUGGAUCACAAAAAAGAAACAUGGCCUGUUGACACAUUGUCUGAGCCUUAUGUCCUCUGUAUGUAAUUAGCUACACAGGAGACAUGAAGAACUUUAAGUAUCGCUAUGCAGCUACACAUGUUGUUGCCCAGAAACUGAAUUUUAUUUUUCUCUUUUAAAAAGUAAGACGUCAAAUAUAUAGGCAUGUACCUCCAAAGUAACAACCAUAAACUCCUCGCAGUUUGGGUGGUCUCUCACGGAAGAUUCAGGGGGACCCAACGUCAAUUUUCGGAAAAUAACUGUUCGGAAGACGAUUUGAGAUCUAGAAUUUUCGGAACAUUUGUUGAAAGAUUUCUUGCUUGCCUGCCUCUUCUAAGAUCUUCGAACAUCUAAAAAAUGGUAUAAUACCCUAAAAACGUCACCUAGGAUUUUCGGAAGCUUUUUUUCUGGCUGAAAUUUUCGAAAAGGUAAGUUUUGAUCACUAGACUUUCAGCUAGGAGAUCUGAACAGAUGAAAAAUUUUUAGGGGAUAAAAAUACGUCAAUAUCUACCGUUUAAACACUAAAAUACGUUUAACAAUGCUAUGUUUAAGAGCCGUUGAACUAUAUUCUUGUUGGGUGCCCUUGAAGGUCUGAUUGUAUGAUGAUGUAAAUCAAGUGUUUUUGUUAUCGGUAGGGUGGUCUUUGGAUCCCCAGUGAGGGUGUAGCAACUUCCACUGAUGUCUGCCAAGCACUUGCUAAAGGAGCGUCUUUAAAUGGUACGUCAUGCAUUAGCUUACAUCUUAUGAGUGUCUGUAGUAAUUUUUCUAAAUAAUUUGCGUCACCCUUUGGUCGAGUUCCUACGGGAGUUAGAAUUCAUAUCUUUAACCAGACCCCACAAUACAAGGGACCUCCAUAGACUUUCUAAAAGAGGUCGACUAGUAGUAAGUCUAGCAAGUCUAGGACCUCCAGUAAUCGAUUCUCAGUAAAUAACGACUCGAAGUAAUCGGAUGAAAUUCAGGCCAAUUCUCAGUCCCAUCGGAAAAAAAUUUUGAACUCGCUGAUUUGUUUUCAGGUGUGAAAAUUUUUGAAAAAGUUACAUUAGAAUCAAUUUUGACGGAUGGCAAAUCUGUUACUGGAGUGGAGACAAACCGUGGACCUAUCAAGUGUGAGAUAUUGGUCAAUUGUGGUGGCCAGGUAAUGAACGGUAUUUUUUUGUUAAAAUAAUUUCAUUUUAGGGCCCUUCCGCACAAAAAAUUUACAAAAUUUCUUUGUCUCUAACAAAAGGAAUGACAGAAUUUACCUUUACCAAAGUUUUACGUGUCUUCCACUCCCCUACCCGGGCUCCAGAGGUCUGUUCUCGAAAUACAUUAAGAUGAAAUAAACUGUGUUUCCUCUGUCCACCCCCUCCUUCCCUUCAGUGACUGAACAAUAACAAAAGUUAUGACUUAUUGACGAGAUCAAACAAAACUAACUACGAGAGAACAACUGGAGAACUGACAAUUUGACUAACAAUAGACGACUGUUUAACUGUGACAAUAGACGGAUCGAAACGCACCAAUUACUGAUUGCGAGUCUUCAUAGCCAAUAACAUCACGGCUUAACUGACAGACGACCAAUAACAUCGCGACAUAAUUGACCAAUCAGAUCAAUAACCAGAGUAUAAUACCAUCAACUGACGUGAUACAACUCACUUUGACUCUGAAGAUGACUACCGCACAGGUUGUCGAAACGUCAGUCACUGUCAACAACAACAGUCCUAUUCAGGACUACGUUCACCCGGACGAUCAAACUCAACCUUUUGAAAUAACAAUAGUUUCGCCUAAAAACCAAGCAACUACGUGCAAACCGAGAUUUUGAUUGGUUGACGGUUCUAAUUGUUUUUUGACGUUUGAAAAAAGUUUGUCAAGUUUCGAAGAAAGUCGACGGCACUGCUUUUUUUGAAACGAAAUUUGACUUUAUGUGGCAUGAUUGCUCAUACUUUUGGUUGUUUCACCAAUGUAUGCAUUGAUCUGCAUUGUAUGUAAUGGAUUUUUAUAGAAUCCUGUUUUUUUUCUUUUUUUUCAUUUAAUAGUGGGCAUGGGAGAUCGGCCAGGUGAGGGAAUAAUUUUAGAUUUUUAAUUUAAGACCUUCAUUCUUAAACAUCGUUGAGGCUUGAUUUCCUUUUGACAAAGAGGUCAGGAAAUUAUUUUACUGGCUCAAAAGGCCUUAGCUUUCGUUAAUAGAACCCGUAUCUAAUUACCAGAUCAGGAGAUUGAUGGCUUGUGCCAUGGAAGCGGUCAAACGAAAGUUCUGAAGCGAGAGUGAAAACGGAGUGUGGUGUGAAAAUCUUACGCGGGCGCUUAGCUCCUUCAAACUCGAUUUUGAGAAAAAACCCGACUGUCUGCAGUCGACCUUAUUACUGGAAGCCACUUUACAAAUUAUCGACACAGAUAAUAUAGGGUGUAAACCAAUAUAUAUGCCGGGAGCGUAAAAAUCCUUGUUCAUCAUACAUAUAGAUAAGGGCUAUAGAGGCAGCAAAAAUAAACAAUGUGAGUGUUACAAUCUUUCGAUGAUAGGGAAUCAACAGCUUAGUCCCUUAGUCCCUAGGCGUUCUCUCUUGCCCCGUUGUCCGCGUGAAGUCUGGGAAAGAGCGGGCGAGCGAACGAGCAUCUCUCGGUGACGUCACAGCCCACGAUAGAGUCCAGGAUUGACCGAGCCGCGAACGCCUAGGGACUAGGCCUAAAGAAUCAAAAUGUUGAAAGUAUCUUCGUUGUUUCAUUGCCGACAGAAAUGCACUCCCAAAGUGUCCUUUCCACUGCACUCUACAGAACAUUUUUACAUAGUAACAAAGCCAAUAGAGGGCGUUUCCUCUACAUUGCCCGUCAUCCGGGACCAUGAUGGACAGAUUUAUUUUCGCGAGUGGAGCGGUGGUCUUAUGAGCGGAGGCUUUGAGAUGGAGGCAAUUCCUGCCUUUCAUGAAGGAAUUCCUAAAGGAUUUGAAUAUCAGCUGCUUCCAGAAAACUGGGAUCAUUUUGGUGGGUUUCUUGAGACAUGCAUGAUGGUAUAAUGUAACAUGAAUUUGUUUGUGUGCAUUGUACGCCGUAACUGACUAACAAAGAAGGCUUAAUUAGUUGCUCUAGGUACUUUCGUAUGACUUUGCGGUUCGCGGUGUUUCAUAUACCAGUUCAUAUACCAGUUCUACGGUCCGUUGUACGAAAUCAGCCGUAUGAAAUCUUCUAAUAAAGUCUGAUAAAAAAAAUAAAAAUCGACAGUAUUUGGUAAAAUUUUUGAACGUUUUUCCGCGGCGGUGGUAAGUUAAACGACAACUACCAAUUUUUGAACGUUUUUCCGCCUAAACAAUGGAAAGGUCCAAUCAAAACGGCUUGUGAUUGACUGAAGUAGGGAGCCUCUUUGUCGACCAGUCAGGAGUAAAACCAAACACUAAUCGUAACUUGCUCGCCUGCGUUUUUUCCGCACUUGGCAGCCGAUGACACGAGUUUUUGCUUCAAGGAUCUGAUUUUUUCAUUUGUUUUUUCGGCGGCUGUUGAGAUUGGUCAGAGUUAAGUAUUAAAUUACUACGGUUUUAUCGGUUUUUCUUUACCGCUGGGUGCGUGUUCCUUAAAGCAAUGAAUCGCUCAGCGUGUUUACUUUCGUUGCUGAACCUGUUAACUUUUUAUCCUUCGCAAAAUAAUCACUUGAAGGAUAUAUGACACAUUUUGCAUUUUUUUAGACGAAUUAAUGAGGAAGAUGCUUCAUCGCUUGCCUUCGAUGGAGAACGCUGAAAUUCGUUACAUGAUCAAUGGCCCAGAGAGCUUCACACCCGAUUCACGAUACUUACUUGGGGAAGUUCCGGAGGUAUUGUAAAGUUAUGUCUCCUUCAGUCCUGAAGGCAAUCUCGCAAUUGCUACCAUUUUGUAGCUUUUCGAAAUUUGAUCGCUUUGUGGUUUUUUCUUACGUGUAAAACUCUUAGUGUUUUAGGGUAAGGACAAUGUAAAAUCAUUGUUUUCAACAGAAAACAGAUGUCUUGCUUAAAACGCGUAGAAAGAUUGGCUUUCUUUUGUCAGAAAUUUAUCUGUAAAAUACCUUUACCAUACUAGCGAAACUGCAUCGAACGCUUUGAUAAAUUAAGAUAUUGCUGUAGCAUCCAUAGGUAAACUAUCAGAAUUUUUCUCUCAGGUGCGUAAUUUCUACGUAGCCGCUGGCUUCAAUUCUGGAGGCAUCGCCAACGCAGGAGGAGCUGGUAUGGCCCUCGCAGAGUGGAUCACUGCGGGGGAGUCCACAAUGGACCUCUCUUCCGUGGACAUACGUCGAUUUGCUCCUUAUCAUAACAACAAACGCUUCUUACAAGAAUGCGUGAAAGAAACACUUAGCUGGCACUACUUGCUACGGUUUCCUUAUUCAGAGAGAAUACGUGCACGUCACAUCAGACGUUCACCGCUGUACUCUGAUCUGAGUGCUGUUGGCGCGGAAUGGGGCGAUAAAAUGGGAUGGGAAGUGGCUAAGUGGUUUAAUCUCCCAGGACAAGGUACAUGAUGUAUGGGAAUCUUCCUCUCCUAAUUAGCUCUUGUACCUCGUGGUGUAGACUUACGAAAGGGUAUGGGUGGGGGAGGAGAAAGCUGACGCGCGAGAAUAUUGAGGGCGUUCUCGCGCGCCCUUCGAUAAUAUUGAAGGCGUUUUUACACGCACAUACGUUUCGAAAUAUUACCACGCAGCUUAUAAACAUGUCAUUGUCACUUCGGCAGCUCAAAUUUCGUGACGAUCACUGAUAAUGUAUCGUCUAACCUGAUCGUUUUUCUGUUUUGUGUGUUUGUACGUGGCGUUGUCGAGUGAUAAUGAAAUAUUCGUAUUGUAUGUUGUUGCUUUGUUUUAGGUCACCCUGGCGAGAAUGGUUUUGGCAAACCAAGUUGGUUAAGCAGCACAGAGGUGGAGUACAAAGCAUGCACUGAGGGGGUUGGUGUUGUUGACUUGACCUCGUUUGGUUUGUUCGAAAUUGAGGUACGGCAUGUGUUUCUCCUCUCUUUAAAAUAACCUUCAUUUAGUGAAAACUUUCCCACAAUUAUCAGUGUUAUAAAUGUUACAUUUAAUUGCAGUCCCCGAAAGACGGAGAAUGUGAGACAUUUCUUCAGUACCUGUGCUCAAACGACGUUUGCCUUCCAGUGGAGCACACUUCACACACAUUGGUACUUAAUAGACGCGGAGGAAUUGAGCUCAGCUGCACGGUGAUACGAAGCACACCCAAUAGGUAGGAUCUUGGAUUUUACAACAAUAUCUUAUUUUUCUCUAAUUGCUGGCUUGAUAUACUUUUAAUCAGGCCGUUGAUAAAUUCGUCACUGUAGAAACGAAAAAAAAAAUGGGCUGAGAUCCAGCGUUUACAACUAGCAGGAUCUUCGUCCACGGUUUUUGCGGUUAAUUAAAUCCUUUAUUGCUGAGAUAAUGUUCGCAAAGACUUCUGGUACUGUAGUUAGGGACAAGGAAAACAUCAGCCAAUAGCUGACUGACGCGUACCGAGUAACGAUUGCGGGACCCAUUUCGGCUUCAGUUCCGUUCUCAUCUCGAUAGUAACGAAUGCGAAAAUUCAAACUUUGAUUUACCAGUACCAUACUCGAUAUGUAGCCCUCGGCACAAGCUUAGGUUUUUCCACUUGACUAUUUGAUUUCCAAUCGGUUGUCCGGUUUUUCAAACCCAUCUCAUAAAGUGACCCUUUAUUCCUUUCUUGCUUGUCACAGAUUUAUCAUUUUCCUGCACGAUGCAGAACGCACUACCAUUGCGCAGUCACUGAUUUCACGGAACAUCCCAGCAGACUCUGCGAUCACACUUCGUAACAUCCAAUCAGCAUUCGCUAUUUUAGGAGCACUGGGUCCUUGUUCACAGACCUUGCUUCAAACUUUGACACAGACUUCAUUAGACGUAAAAGAUUUCCCAGAAAACGCCGCAAAGGUAAAUAGGAUCAUGUGUUAUUAACAAACAAUUAUACUUGUCAUAGGGGAGGGUUAAAAUCUAAAUUACAAUGAUUUUUGUGUUUUGACAGGAAAUCGAUUUGGGUUUUGCGUCGGGUGUGAAGGCCUUCAGAAGCAGUUGUUUCGGCGACCAGAGUAACGACUGGACAUUAUUAGUUCCUUCUGAGGUAAGAAUCAAGCUUAGAAAUAAUGCCAGUUUGCUGACAAUUGAGCUGACUUGUUUUCAAAAAAGAUGUUUUCAGCCUAGCCUUGUAAGGGUAACUUUUAAACGAAAAGAGCUCUUUGAAUGCUCACGCACGGCAUUAACAUGCGCGAAACCCCCAGAAAUCUGGAUAGUGGUGUUAACCAGUCAUUGAGAACUCCCAGAAUUUAUACUCGCUCUUGUUAUUUCUGCAGUUCGCAGUUUGUUUGUACCAGGAUCUGAUGAAUACCGGUAGGGAACUGGGAUCAAAGAAUGUUGGCCGAUUGGCGAUUGAUUGUUUACGAAUUGACAGAGUCGUUCCUAAGAUGGGAAGUGAGCUGACUCCCUUCAUCAGCCCGUGGGAGACAGGGCUGGGAGACAGAGUUCACCUAGAGAAGGUACGAAUUGAAAACAAAUUGAUUCUCAACAUAACUAUUUGCUCCCCGUCUCCACCCCCUGUGGCGUUCGCAGCAACGUCUUCAUCUAAUCGUUCACCUCUUUUCUCUUCAAACAAACUAAGCCUCGCUCUUUUGGGUGUAAUUUUUCUUACGAAAAAAAAAAAGCAGCAAAAAACGUCACCUUUUCAUCUGAGUGGAAUCGUUCACCUUUGUUUUUGUUUUUUGGACCAAACAAACGUUCAAAAGCCUAUCAUUUUGAUUUUUGGUUGCAUUAAUUUUUUAACAAUUUGCCAACAGAAAAAAAAUUUAGCACUUUCACGGUGCUUUGAACAUAAACUGCAGCACUGUUGUUUUUAUCAUUGAUGUUUGCCGCUUUUCAUAACCAGUCCCCUCUAAUAACUAUGCUUGUAUCCUCAUCCCAUUCACGGUGAUCUGGAAGGUCAACUUGAUCGUGGAAAAGUUGCUGUUCCGCUAGUUGCCAAUUUGCAUUCGCCAGAUUUUUGUUGUUUUACAACAAACAACGCACUAGCAUGAGUACCGGGUUUUUCAAACCCCAACAAAGACCUGAUACACAGGCUAAUAACUCAGAAAGAUAAGGAGAGAGAGGUAUUAGUGUAGAAAGGUGGUACACAGUGUUUCGAAGCAUAAAGAAAUAAUCAGAUGUUAGCUCUCCCCUGGGGAGAAGGAAAAAAUGAAGCGCGCAGGGGACGGUGGGAAAAAAGGGAGGAAGCGAGACUCCCGCUUUUCGAUUAUCGCUAUUUUAUUGGAAUACCCAGCGGUAGCCUCUGCCGAGGAGAGAGCGAGAGAGAUCAGAUGGUAGUUAGCAGACACAGGGAGAUAGAUGUGAAAUUGUUGAACAAGACAACUGAGGAUGCACAGGACAACCAUGCCGUUGUCUUCAACACAUAGAAGGUAACAAAGUUAAUCUUUUCCAUUGUUUUUUAAAGAAAUGAACGUUUUCAUCGUUUUUUUCUAAUUAAGACAAUUCACCUACCUAGAUUUUUUAUUAUCUUUUUGUAGAGUUGUGAUUUUAUCGGAAAACAAGCUCUCAUUGAUUGCCGAAGCAAGCGUCAAGAGAAGUCCCUGGCCUAUAUUACCCUUCAAGAUCAUGAUGAUGAUAAUUUUCCGUGGGGUGGAGAGCCGAUCUUAAGAAAUGGCUCUGUAAUAGGAUCAACGACAAGUGUUGGCUACUGUUUCAAGGGAGGUCGGCCAGUGUGUCUAGGAUACUUACAAGGAGACGGAGACGAUCUUUUUGUUCAAGAUGGACGAUUCGAAAUUGAAAUAGCUGGAUGUUUGUUUCCUGUUUCGGUCGCUUUCGACUGA